AUGCCUGCAGAGGUGAAAGGGGAGCAGAUCCCAGAGGGGCCCUCCUCUCUGGGGGCCAUGAUCCUGGAGCCCAAGGAGCCCCCGGUGGAGCAUCCAUUGCCUGCAGACGAUGACCUGGACACACCCACCUCCAACACCUCCGUGGUCACCUCCACCAAUGGCAGUUCCACUACAGAGACACAAUACUCAGAGGCAGAGGACCCCAAGGCUGUUGAACUGGGGAGUGACCAGGCAGACACUCUGGGCACUCCAGACACCCCCGCCCCCCAGCUUCCCCCAGCACCGCAGCCUCCCCCGGUUCCCCAGAUCCCCUUGGUUUCAGACGACCCAUCUCUGAAGCCCAGUCCUCUAACCAACGGCCAACACUCCUCUGAGUCCCUCACAACCCCUAUCACAACCACUGUUACCACCAACACUCUCCCUCCUCCCUACAACAACACCAUCAGUGAGCCCCAGACAGAGAAGCCUGAAGGGCAGAACAGCGCCUACACCCUCCCUGACCCUCCCUUUCCUGGCCUGGGGGGUGGCAUGUGUGCUGGGUAUGGCAGCCUGUCUCGAGGUGGUGUCCACCAGAGCUCCCUCCACACCUACUGGCCCUCCAGGAACUACCAGCCCCAGCCUGGGGGUCACUACACCCUGCCCCUCCCCAGGGACAUCUACGGCCAGGUGGGCCUGACCAACCAAACCGGGAGGGAAGGACCAGGGGACGACACCCUGGGUGGAAUCCACCAGCUCAGACCCAUCACUACCAUGGAGCUCCUGAGGGAACCUUCCAGAACCAGAGGUGGAUACGAGGAGGCUCUCAUGUCCCAGGUGGAUGGGGAUCCCAUCUCCUUCUUCCAGGCCAUGUCCAGGGCCCAGAUGCUACAGUUCCCCCACAAGCGCAGUAGCAUGGUCAGCCUGGACAGCAUCCGUAAGGACCCCCGCUGGAGGGACCCCAACCUGAGUGAGGUCAUCACCAUGCUCAGCCACCCCAUGGACCCGGUCAAGUCCAACGCCGCCGCCUACUUGCAGCACCUGUGCUACGAGAACGACCGCAUAAAGCAGGACGUCAGGCAGCUGAAGGGGGUUCCAGUACUGGUGGGCCUCCUGGACCACCCUAAAGCCGAGGUCCACCGCAAGGCCUGUGGAGCCCUGAGGAACAUCUCCUACGGGAAAGACCACCACAACAAGGUGGCCAUCAAGAACUGUGACGGCAUCCCGGCCCUGGUCAGACUGCUGAGGAAGUCCAGUAACAUGGAGGUCACAGAGUUGGUCACAGGAACCCUGUGGAAUCUGUCCUCCCAUGAGCCUCUGAAGAUGAUGGUCAUCAAUCAUGGGCUCCAGACGCUGACUGAUGAGGUCAUCAUCCCCCACUCUGGCUGGAGGAGAGACCUCACUGAGCACUCAAGACCCCAGGAGACAGAGUGGACAACCGUGUUCAAGAACACCUCAGGGUGUCUCAGGAAUGUGAGCUCAGAUGGGGCAGAGGCUCGCCAGAGGCUGAGGGAGUGUGAGGGGCUGGUGGACGCUCUCCUCCAUGCCCUACAGUCAGCGGUUGCCAACAAGGAGACAGACAAUAAGUCAGUAGAGAACUGUGUCUGCAUCCUGAGAAACCUCUCCUACCACGUCCACAAAGAGGUGCCAGGAGCGGAGCGAUUUCAGGAACCCGUGGCCAAUCAGGUGCCACGGUCAGGAUCAGGAGGGAAGAAGAAGAAUGAGGCAGACUGUUUUGGAGGGAAAAAGCCCAAGGAGGAGUGGUUCAGUCAAAGCUGGAGAAAUGGACCAGGUGACAAAAAAUAUGGUACACUGGAUUUACCCAAACGCACACAACCAACAAAAGGUCUGGAGCUGCUGUACCAGCCGGAGGUGGUGAGGUUGUACCUGUCUCUCCUCACUCGCAGUCAAAACCACAACACCCUGGAGGCAGCAGCCGGAGCUCUGCAGAACCUUGCUGCAGGACACUGGGCUUGGUCCAGUUACAUCCGGGCCACAGUUAGGAAGGAGAAAGGUCUGCCUGUCCUGGUGGAGCUACUGCGUUCAGAUGGUGAUAAAGUGGUCCGGGCUGUAGCUAUUGCUCUACGCAACCUGGCCAUAGAUCGACGGAACAAAGACCUCAUAGGAAGCUAUGCCAUGAGGGACCUGGUCAGUAACCUGCCCAGUGGUCAGCAGCGACCAGCCAAGAACCUGGAAGGGGACACAGUGGUGGCCAUUCUGAACACUAUCCAUGAGAUCAUCUCAGAUAGCCCUGAGAAUGCCCGUGGUCUCAUACAGGGCCACGGCAUCCAGAAACUGGUGGCCAUCAACAAGACAAGCCAAUCUGUGCGGGAGACCAAAGCAGCAUCUCAUGUCCUGCAGACAGUGUGGGCCUACAAGGACCUGAGAAAUAGCCUCUACAAGGGAGGCUGGAACAAGAGCCACUUUAAGUCAACAACUAGUGGAAUGCCCAAAAAAACUAAGAGCGGAAAGUCAGCCUAUGAUGACAUCACACUCCCUCUGAUGGAGAAAAACCAAGAUGGAUACUCCACCGUGGAGCAGUGUGACAGAGUGGGUGAUGGAUUACUCCAGAGUAUCCCAGAGAGGAAGCACUUCAUCCGGGCUGGAAGGCCUGCAGUGGGUCUGGUGGAACGCAAACCUCCACCCCUCGAUUCCUGGACCCUGGUACAUCCUCCACCCCUGGCCUCUGCCCUUCACCUGAAGACCCCGGUACAUCCUCCACCCCUGGCCUCUGCCCUUCACCUGAAGACCCUGGUACAUCCUCCACCCCUGGCCUCUGCCCUUCACCUGAAGACCCUGGUACAUCCUCCACCACUGACUCAUCAUCUUUUCAUUUGGACCCUGGCCAGCCCCCAUGGACUGAAGAACUACGACUCCUCCGGCAAAGACUCAGUAGGCCUAGCCAAGGGUUCAACCCUUAGUCCCCCAACCACACCCAGCUGA
This is a messenger RNA of Salvelinus namaycush (lake trout), 2919 nucleotides long. Its product is annotated as armadillo repeat protein deleted in velo-cardio-facial syndrome homolog. The record is from RefSeq and is a predicted model, not a curated record. Bases 1 to 2919 code for a protein of 972 amino acids. Lineage: Eukaryota; Metazoa; Chordata; Actinopteri; Salmoniformes; Salmonidae. Gene Ontology annotation, biological process: cell-cell adhesion; cell-cell junction assembly. Gene Ontology annotation, cellular component: plasma membrane; nucleus; cytoplasm. The transcript has 17 exons. Gene Ontology annotation, molecular function: cadherin binding.